CCUCCCCCGCUGAACCCAAUUCUCUUCCUCCGCGAAACCAACAACAAUGGAAGUUGCUGCUCAUCCCAAGCAACAACUCCUCCCCAUGGCGCCGCAGGACCCCAACUCCCCGUCCUCCUCCACCUCUUCCUCCUCGCCGUCCUCCGCCGCCGCCGCGUCCCCUCGUCCGCACCACCCGCUCCCGCCGUCCCCCAGGCCGGUCCCCCGCACCAUCGACACCACCCCGUUCCCCACCACCUUCGUCCAGGCCGACAGCGCCUCCUUCAAGCAGGUCGUGCAGAUGCUCACCGGCGCCGACAUGCCGCCGCCGGCCCCGUCCUCGUCAGCCCAGCGCCCGCCCGCCAACAAGGCCCACCACCACGGCGUCGCCCCGUGCCGGCCCAAGAAGCCGGCUUUCAAGCUGUACGAGCGCCGCAGCGGCAUGAAGAACCUCAAGAUGAUCGCGCCGCUGGCCAUGGCCUCCGCCGCCGGCGCGUCCCCGAGGAAGGCGCUCCCGGACCUGCUGUCGCCCAGCGUGCUCGACUUCCCGUCCCUGGCGCUCAGCCCCGUCACGCCGCUGGUGCACGACCCCUUCAACCGGUCCGCGUCCGCGUCCCCGGCGGAGCAGGAGGCGGCGGCCGCGGAGCGCGCCGCCAUCGCGCGCAAGGGCUUCUUCCUCCACCCAUCGCCCCGCGGCGAGGCCCCGCCGCCGAGGCUCCUGCCGCUGUUCCCCGUCACCUCCCCCAGAAUGGCCUCGGCCGCGGCGGCGCCGUCGGAGUGAAGUUGAUCGGGUUGCUAUUAUUCCGCGUGCGCGUAGAGUGUACGGCGUGGAGUCGUUCGUGCUGUAAUUUUUGGUCGCUGUUGUUGAGCGAUGAUGGUGGCUCCCGAAGAAACGGAUGGAAAAUCACACUCUUUGAGCUCCUCCUCCCCUGUUCUGAUCUCGAUGGUAGAUCAGUGCUGGUAGUAGUGCAGUAGUAAAUUUCAGUUGUGCC
Molecule: messenger RNA, 971 nt
Organism: Lolium rigidum
Lineage: Eukaryota; Viridiplantae; Streptophyta; Magnoliopsida; Poales; Poaceae
Product: VQ motif-containing protein 4-like
Exons: 1
Coding region: 47-760 (237 amino acids)
Source: RefSeq, a predicted model, not a curated record